Molecule: messenger RNA, 1960 nt
Organism: Syzygium oleosum
Lineage: Eukaryota; Viridiplantae; Streptophyta; Magnoliopsida; Myrtales; Myrtaceae
Product: dihydroorotate dehydrogenase (quinone), mitochondrial
Exons: 11
Coding region: 311-1678 (455 amino acids)
Biological process (GO): 'de novo' pyrimidine nucleobase biosynthetic process; pyrimidine ribonucleotide biosynthetic process
Cellular component (GO): cytoplasm; mitochondrial inner membrane
Molecular function (GO): dihydroorotate dehydrogenase activity
Source: RefSeq, a predicted model, not a curated record
AACCGGGUCCGAUGUUUCCAAAAGCCUAACGCGAACGCUGAAAAGGUGGGGACAGCUCGCAAGUCGCACGAUACACGAGCGUGGGGGCGCGAGGAAUCAGGGUUUUACAAACAACCUCGGCCUCUCUCUCUCCGUGCGCUAAAACCCCUCACCGUCUCCUCUUUCACCUCUCUCUUUCUCUUCUGUAGCUCCCCCCCCCCCCCACCCUAUCUCUCCCAAUUUCUUGCAGUAGCUUCUCGACUUUCCCUGCAUGCAUUUCUGAACUAGCUCAGCUGGUUGUUUGGCUUCAAGUCGUCGUCGAUUCGGAGUCAUGGCUGCGAGGGCUUCAAGGAAGCUCAUUUCUGAUUAUAUCACCAAGAGGGCGAUUUCGAGUUCCGUCGGGAGCUGCCGGCAUUGCUCUUCCGCUGCGGAAUCUUCUCCAAAAAUCCCGCAUUUCUCCAAGAAAGGGAGAUUGCUGACGGGAGCCACUAUAGGCCUGGUUAUAGCCGGUGGAGCUUAUGUGAGUACUGUAGAUGAAGCAACUUUCUGUGGAUGGCUGUUCUCAGCAACCAAACUAGUGAAUCCGUUCUUUGCUCUUCUAGAUGCUGAGUUUGCCCAUAAACUAGCUGUAACAGCUGCUUCUCGUGGCUGGGUUCCUAGGGAGAAGCGGCCUGAUCCGGCAAAUUUAGGGCUGGAAGUUUGGGGAAGGAAGUUCUCCAAUCCCAUAGGCCUUGCUGCUGGCUUCGAUAAAAAUGCUGAGGCUGUUGAGGGUUUACUAGGGAUGGGCUUUGGAUUUGUAGAGGUGGGCUCUGUCACGCCAGUACCACAGGAGGGUAAUCCAAAGCCGCGCAUCUUCAGAUUGCGUGAAGAAGGUGCUAUCAUAAAUCGCUGUGGCUUCAACAGCGAAGGCAUAGUUGCUGUUGCUAAGCGACUGGGUGCCCAGCAUGGUAAAAGAAAGUUGGAUGAGACCUCAAGCACAUCCCCUUCAUCCAUUGAGGAAGUAAAACAUGGAGGAAAAGCUGGUCCUGGUAUUCUUGGUGUAAAUCUUGGGAAAAAUAAGACAAGUGAAGAUGCUGCUGCAGAUUACGUACAGGGGGUCCAUACAUUAUCGCAGUAUGCUGAUUACUUGGUUAUUAAUGUUUCAUCACCAAAUACUCCGGGAUUGCGUAUGCUCCAGGGAAGAAAGCAGUUAAAAGACCUUGUUAAGAAGAUUCAAGCUGCUCGUGAUGAAAUGCAAUGGGGUGAGGAGGGUCCCCCUCCUUUACUUGUUAAAAUUGCUCCUGACUUGUCUCGAGAAGACCUUGAGGACAUUGCAGCGGUAGCUCUUGCUCUCCGCCUGGAUGGAUUGAUCAUAUCAAAUACAACCAUCUCUCGACCAGAUCCUGUGAACAAAAGUCCAGUGUCUGAGGAGGCAGGUGGUUUGAGUGGCAAACCUCUCUUUAACUUGUCUACCAGAAUCUUGAAGGAGAUGUACAUUUUAACACGGGGAAAAAUACCUCUGAUAGGCUGUGGGGGUAUAAGCAGUGGUGAAGAUGCAUACAAGAAAAUAAGAGCUGGUGCUUCUCUUCUUCAGCUUUACACAGCAUUUGCUUAUGGGGGUCCCGCCCUAAUUCCACAAAUGAAGGCUGAAUUGUCGGAGUGCUUGGAAAGGGAUGGUUUCAAGUCUAUACUCGAAGCAGUAGGUGCAGAUUGCAGAUGAUUAAUUUGAGGCUCGUAUCAUCAGGCUUUGAGACAACGCUCGUCAGAAAGAGUUAGACCUUUUUUGUCCAUGGGUUGGUCAUUUAAUCUUUGUGUUUUAUAUAAAUCUGGAGCUUUUUCUAAUUAUUCGCUCCAUUUUUCCCCUUUAAUUUCUCUGAGGAUUUGUAUGGUGAUUGGGACUCUGGGAGUUGUGUAUUUAUACCAUCCCAUGUAUGCGACAUCGUCAAAAUUCUUCGAUGUAUUUCAAUUUUAUUGAGUGGAGGGCAAACAAUGCUUCUUUUCU